GACACCUCGUCUGUGGUAUAGAUAAUACGAUUCGUGUAACGUGUACUUUAUACACGUGAAAUUGAAAUCUCUAAUAUCAACCUACUUAUAUUCACUAAGGUUUUUUUAUUUAGUUUAGUGAGUCUUAUUCACUAUUUCGUUUAUGUGGCAUAUUUUAUUAAUACGUUAUGUUUGUAAUCUUGUGGGCACGUGUUCGAAAAAAAUUAGAUGUAGGCGAAAUAAAAGAUGUAAAUUGCAUAUAAAAUAAAACAUAGCAGAAACAGGAAAAUUGAAAAUUAAAUUGAAAAAAUAAAAUCGAGUCCCUAAAAGAAAAUAAUUAUUGUGUAUGACAAUGAAAAUUACAGUGUUGCAAGAUAGGAAAUUAUACGACGAGGUUAUGGAAACUAAUGAACCACAGACGCACAUCAGUGAUUUUUUUAUCCUCAAAAUGUUCACUGGACGGCGUAAAAGUGCAAUUGAAAGUGAGAAAAGUAGUGAUGGCGAAGUAGUGAGUUUUAGAAGAAGAGUUAUAAAUAAAGUUUCAUCGGGUUCAGACUUGGAUAUGGAGGAACCAUAUGCAAGUGAAGAUCUUGACGAUAUGUUGGAGGAACUUGCUUUAGACGAAGAAGAGGAACUGAACUCUGUUGAUAAUUCAUUGGACAAUGUUCUGUGGAAGGAAUUCGCUAACAGAUCAACAUAUUGUAAUCGACGAGGCAAUGGUUCCUUGGAGGUGACGACUAAUAUUUAGGCAAUACACACCAACAAAAUCGCAUAAGUAUGGUAUAAAGCUAUUCAAAUUGUGCUCCACCGAAGGGUAUACGUGGUCUGCAAAAGUAUAUUCUGGACAAGAUACCAGCGGAAGCAAGCAUGUUGGCAUAGUCGAAGACGUUUGCAUUCAACUUGCAGAUAAAUUAUUAAAUGAAGGACGAACUUUGUUUGUCGACAACUUUUACACAAGCUAUGAGUUCGCAAUUAAAUUUUUAAAUUUGAAGACGCAUGUCGUUGGAACUGUGCGGUAUGACAAAAAAUCUAUGCCAAAUUUUGUAAUGUCGUACCCAUUCAAGAAAGGUGAAAUGAUAGUACGAGAAGAUGACAACGGUAUUGUGGUGCUAAAAUGGAAAGAUGUUCGCGAUGUUAGAAUAUUAUCGACAAAACAUGCACCCAUUAUGACUUCAAGCUCGAAUUCUACACAUCGCGGUCGUCCUCUAAAACCGGAACCUUUGGUGAUAAUAGCGUAUAAUAAUGGAAAAACUGGUAUCGACAGGAGUGAUCAGAUGGUGUCAUAUGCCACAACGAUACGGAAAAGCAUCAAGUGGUAUCGGAAAUUAGCCCUGCAUUUACUCUUGAGAACAACUAUAGUAAAUGCUCAUAUCGUGUACCAGAGAGCCACAAAUAAAAAAAUAAAAAUAAGAAAAUUUCGAGAACUUCUCGUUACCGAAUGGUUGUCUUCGGAAAAUACUAUGCCUGACAAUAAUAAAAACAAAACAAAGAAAAUGUCGCAUUAUUUGGAGAUUCGUA
Messenger RNA from Nomia melanderi (Alkali bee), 1497 nucleotides. RefSeq lists its product as uncharacterized. NCBI's taxonomy places the organism in Eukaryota, Metazoa, Arthropoda, Insecta, Hymenoptera, Halictidae. The record is from RefSeq and is a predicted model, not a curated record.